Drosophila busckii is the source of this 3201-nucleotide messenger RNA. Its product is annotated as raf homolog serine/threonine-protein kinase Raf. The transcript is spliced from 4 exons. Gene Ontology annotation, biological process: signal transduction; protein phosphorylation. NCBI's taxonomy places the organism in Eukaryota, Metazoa, Arthropoda, Insecta, Diptera, Drosophilidae. The record is from RefSeq and is a predicted model, not a curated record. Gene Ontology annotation, molecular function: ATP binding; protein kinase activity. Bases 437 to 2689 code for a protein of 750 amino acids.
ACUUGCAGCAUUGCUCUUCGUCUCCGCUUUGCAGAAAAUUCAAGAAGCAGGCACGCAGUGCAAAGCGUAGAAACCGAAACAGAAACAGUGACAGCAACUAGCAAAUUGCCUACCCCGCGUUUUUAAUCAAUUAAAAAAAAGUCGAAUAAGUGCAAAAUAAAAUGCAGCCGCAGGCUGCCAACUGCAGCAGCCGUUGUCAAACUUCCGCGAUUCAAUGUGAAUACGGGAUACACGGAUGCAGGCGUGGGUGGUGGUAUGUCCGCAACGCAAGCGCAAACAAUAAAGUAUAAACGAAAGCAAAAAGCAAAGCAAACGCAAAAAACAGCAUAAGCCUACUGCUAAAAACAAAGUUCAGGGUCAUGGUCAACACAGCUGUGGGCUUGAAAAACUAAUUCAGAAAAAUUGCUAAAUAAAAACGACAACGACAAGCAAGAACAUGUCGAGUGAAUCGUUAACUGAAAGCGAAAGUGAGCCGUAUGACCAACUCGCGGAUGAGCUGCACAAUGUUCAGCUGGUAAAGCAUGUGACGCGCGAGAAUAUCGAUGCGCUCAAUGCCAAGUUUGCCAAUCUGCAGGAGCCGCCAGCCAUGUACUUAACAGAAUAUCAAGAGCUUACCUCGAAACUGCAUGAGCUGGAGGUGAAGGAGCAGGAGCUAAUGGAUCAGCUAAAUUCGCAGCAAGCACAACAGACGACGGUGGUACAGGUGGAACGCCACAAUCAAACUGAUCAGUCACACUAUCAGAAUCAGACCCAAAUCUUACAACAGCAGCGUCAGCUGGCGCUCAAUGAUAGUCAUGCAUCCAUACCAGCCUCUGUUACAGGGUCCGGCAAUGAUAGCCAAUGUGGCACGCUGCAGCGAACACCCAAGGUGCUGCUGCGUGCGCAUUUGCCCAAUGAGCAGCGCACCUCCGUGGAGGUGGUGGCCGGCACGCGGCUUUGUGAUGCUUUUAGAAAGGCGCUGAAGCUGCGCCAGCUGGAGACAUUCAUGUGCGAGGUGAGCACAACCCCGAACAGCAGUCAGCAUAUCAUACCGUGGAGCACGGACAUUGGCACGCUGCAUGUGGAUGAGAUUUAUGUGCGUCUGGUGGUAGACAAGCUGCUAACACCUCUCAUCAAGCAUCAGUUUAUACGCAAAACCUUUUUCUCCCUGGUUUUCUGCGAGGCCUGUCGCCGACUCCUCUUUACCGGCUUCUACUGUUGUCAGUGCAACUUUCGUUUUCAUCAGCGCUGCGCCGGACGAGUGCCCAUGUUGUGCCAGCCCUAUUCCGUGGAUAGUUACUAUGAGCGUUUGUUGUCGAACCCAGAGCAUGCGGGCGGCGUAGGCAUCGGCCGCAGCAGCGGUGUACGUAAUGUGAGUAGCCGUCGUUGUAGCAGCAGCGGCAACAGCAACACCGCGACAGCCACAGUAGCAACUGUAACUACAACUUCAGCUAGCAGCAACUCUAAAAAUUCUGCUAACCGACAGGGUCGUCCACCACGCAUUAGCCAGGACGAUCGCUCUAAUUCGGCGCCCAAUGUGUGCAUCAAUAACAUCCGGCCGUUGACCAGUGAGACGCAGCGCAGCUUAAUGCAGGCCCGGCCCCCGCUACCCCAUCCCGGCACAGAUCAUUCAAACUCCACACAAUCCUCGCCCACCAGCACGCUAAAGCACAAUCGACCGCGUGCUCGAUCCGCCGACGAGAGCAACAAGAAUCUAUUAUCGCGCGAUACAAAAAGCUCCGAGGAAAAUUGGAACAUUUUAGCGGAGGAGAUACUUAUUGGACCACGCAUUGGCUCUGGCUCCUUUGGUACGGUGUAUCGUGCACAUUGGCAUGGACCCGUAGCCGUCAAGACACUCAAAGUGAAGACACCAAGUCCUGCCCAGCUGCAGGCCUUCAAGAACGAGGUAGCAAUGCUGAAAAAGACACGACACUGCAAUAUACUUUUGUUCAUGGGAUGCGUAUCGAAGCCUUCAUUGGCCAUUGUGACGCAAUGGUGCGAGGGCAGCAGUCUCUACAAGCACGUCCAUGUCAGCGAGACCAAGUUCAAGCUCAAUACGCUCAUUGAUAUUGGUCGCCAGGUGGCGCAGGGCAUGGAUUAUCUGCAUGCCAAGAAUAUUAUACACAGGGAUCUCAAAACCAACAACAUUUUCCUGCACGAGGAUCUGUCCGUGAAAAUAGGAGAUUUCGGUCUGGCCACCGCCAAGACACGCUGGUCCGGCGAGAAGCAGGCAAAUCAGCCCACUGGCAGCAUACUAUGGAUGGCACCGGAGGUUAUACGCAUGCAGGAGCAGAAUCCCUAUUCGUUUCAGUCGGAUGUUUACGCCUUUGGCAUUGUCAUGUAUGAGUUGCUGGCUGAAUGUUUGCCCUAUUGUAAAAUUAGCAACAAGGAUCAGAUUUUGUUUAUGGUUGGACGCGGUCUGCUGCGUCCGGACAUGACGCUGGUGCGCUCGGAUGCGCCGCAAGCGCUAAAACGUCUGGCCGAGGACUGCAUCAAAUAUAAUCCCAAGGAGCGCCCGCUGUUCCGACCGCUCUUGAACAUGCUGGAGAAUAUGCUGCGCACGUUGCCCAAAAUACAUCGCAGUGCCAGCGAACCCAACUUGACGCAAUCCCAGUUGCAAAACGAUGAUUUUCUCUAUAUGUGCCCCAGUCCCAAGACGCCGGUGAACUAUAACAACUUUCAGUUCUACAAUAGUGCUGGCAAUAUCUAAUUAGAGAGUGAGAGAGGAGCGUCGGUGGCGUAGGAGUAGGAGGCUGUACCUGUACUUAUUACUUGGAGAGCAUGCGUUUGUGCUCAUCCAAAUUUGUUGAUUAAUUGGUCAAAUAGAAAAACAAAAUAACUGUUAGUUAAGCAGGCUGCAGGCUUACAUCAGCUGGAGCGAGAGAGCGUCUAAUUGCAUGCACCUACCACAUUGUUUGUCUCGCUCUGGCACACCCCCGUUUUGACUUCAGCCUUGCGCACUUGCUGUUUCCUGAAAUUUUUGACCUCAACCUGAAGCAACUUUUAAAUGUGCAUUUCUGUUAUCACAACUGCAACUAUAACUGUAAACUAACUACGCGCACAUGUACAUACAUUUAACUAUAUAUACAUACAUAUACACAAACACACACAUUUUCACAGAAACACGCCUAAACUAAACAUAAAUGCAUAUGUAUGUUAGUUAUCUACUAAACUAGCUGAUCGAGUAAUUACAUUAUAAACAAUAUACCACUUAUUACUAUA